AUGGCUGCUUUCAAGCUGCUCAAUCUACUUACUAUCACCUCCCUUGCUGUCCUUACUACAACUUUCAUCGCGCAGCCCGUGACCGCGCUCUCCUCAGGUGGUAAUUCCCACCUGAACCGCAUCGUUACUGGUGGACACGAGGCCAUUGCGAGGAAGAAGAGGCGCGGUACUAACGGACAUUGUAAGCUCAGGACCUCCACCUCGAUUGCUGCAGCAGCUCAGACUUCAGCUGCUACAACCGCCGUGACCGUCGGUGUUUCUGUCGGUGUCGGUGCUCCUGCCACAACCCCCAUCGCCUCGCCUCCGGCCACCUCCGUCGCACUGGUUCCCACAACUUCGGUUGCGCCGGCUCCCAUGACGUCUGCUGCCCCGUCCCCUUCGUCUGUGCCUGCUCCCGUCAACUCAGCUGGCAAGGGUAAAGUCGGCGUCGCCUGGAAUAGCGAGAAUGAUCCUUCUUCUCUCGCUAAUGUCAUCAGCGAUAAUACCGGAUACCUUUACACCUGGUCUCCAUGGACGCCUACGUCUGACAUUCUCGGUCUCCAGUUUGCUGCCAUGCUCUGGGGACCCAGCCAGCAGUCCGUCUGGGACCAGCUGGUCGUUCCCGGCUACGCCUACGUUGCCCUUGCUCUUAAUGAGCCCGAUGAGCCUUCUCAGCUCAACAUGGACCCGAGCUCUGCUGCUGCAUACUGGAAGCAGGAGGUUAACCCUCGUACCGGGAUGGGCUACGACAUCUGGGGUCCAGCUGUCACCUCCUCCGACCGCGGUGAACAGUGGAUGGACAACUUCCUGGCCGCCUGCGGUGGCGGAUGCACUUUCUCUCACGACGCUCUACACUACUACGACACUGACCCUCAGGGCCUAAUCAGCUACGUGGAACACUGGUACCAAAAGUACGGCAGGCCCAUUGUUAUAACAGAGUUUGCUUGCCAGAACUUCGGUGGCGGCGCUCAAGCAGAUAUGGACCAAAUCUGGAACUUCUACACGACCGUCAUCCCCUGGCUUAUGUCUCAGGACUACGUCGAGGCCUUCUUCCCCUUCGGUUUCCUUGAGGACAUGGGCAAUGUUAACCCUCUUAACCAACUCAUGAAGGGUGGCAUACUCACAGAUCUGGGCAAGUACGUGGUAUAUGGCCCGUAUAAUUAG
Molecule: messenger RNA, 1143 nt
Organism: Phanerochaete carnosa HHB-10118-sp
Lineage: Eukaryota; Fungi; Basidiomycota; Agaricomycetes; Polyporales; Phanerochaetaceae
Exons: 6
Coding region: 1-1143 (380 amino acids)
Biological process (GO): fungal-type cell wall polysaccharide metabolic process
Cellular component (GO): fungal-type cell wall
Source: RefSeq, a predicted model, not a curated record